Messenger RNA from Sycon ciliatum, 2188 nucleotides. Its product is annotated as nucleoredoxin-like. Gene Ontology annotation, biological process: negative regulation of protein ubiquitination; negative regulation of Wnt signaling pathway. NCBI's taxonomy places the organism in Eukaryota, Metazoa, Porifera, Calcarea, Leucosolenida, Sycettidae. Gene Ontology annotation, molecular function: thioredoxin-disulfide reductase (NADPH) activity. Gene Ontology annotation, cellular component: nucleus. The record is from RefSeq and is a predicted model, not a curated record. The transcript is spliced from 7 exons. The coding region runs from base 287 to 1603 and encodes 438 amino acids.
CUGAAUGGACUGUAGGUACGCGCUUGCCAGUACAGUGCCGUGGAGAACCGGUACCAGGGAACGAAUUACUUCAUCAAACAAAAUUUAAUACUUACUUCGCAGUAGAGGCGAAGCCGCAGGAAAUCACAAACCGAGGAGCGGCCGGUCCAACACAAGUUAGUUUCCGCCAUCCUGUCGGUACCACCGCUCCACAUCGUCUGGGUCUCGUGUCCGCCGCACUGCUAAACAUCAUUGCGCGCAGCAGGUGUUGACGUGGCGAGCGGCGUGAAAAAGCACAUUGCCCAGCAUGGCAGCGGAGCUCGAUAGCGGCGAAGGACUGGCAAAGCUGCUGGGAAAUGUCCUGUUGGAAAGCUCUAAAACGAGGAAGGAGGUUCCAACGGCGUCUCUGGCCGGGGAGGGCAAAGUGAUCGGAUUAUACUUCAGUGGCCAAUGGUGUCCUCCGUGCAAGGCAUUCACCCCAGUACUGCUUGCAUUCUACCAUGCAUUCAAGACCUCAUCAGAGCGUGGAGAAUUGCUGGAUGUGGUAUUUAUCAGCUCGGACCGCAACAAAGAGUCGUUUCAUGAGUACUACAGUGAAAUGCCAUGGCACGCAAUGCCCUACGAAUGCAGAGAGAAGAAGGCUGAGCUCACUCGUAAAUUCAGGAUCACAGGCAUCCCCUCACUUGUGCUAGUUGAUGGACAGACGGGGAAGGUCAUUUCGACAUCGGGCCGUAACAUAGUGGCUGCUGAUCCAGAGGCAAAGAAGUUCCCGUGGAAACCGCAGACCGUUGAAGAAAUACUUAAACGUGGAGAUUUCAUGCAGGGCGACGGUUCUCUUGUGAAGUUCUCUGAGCUAUCUGGAAAAACAGUUGGCCUCUAUUUCUCGGCCGAAUGGUGUCCUCCAUGCCGCAGCUUUGCACCCGUCAUUCUCAGAGCCUACAAUAUCCUCAAUGACAGGAAAAAGAAAUUUGAGGUUAUAUAUGUCAGCAGUGACCACUCUAUGUCGCAAUUUCUGGAGUAUUUCGAGCCAUUGCCAUUCUUGGGGAUUGGACCGGAUGAUGAGCGGCGGGAGAUGCUAGGCGAUCGAUUUAGUGUUAACGGCAUACCAAGACUUGUCCUCUUUGAUGAGAAUUGGAAGAUGAUUUCUGACGAUGCCCGGAUGUCAUUGAUGGCAGAUCCGGACUGUGAGCACUUUCCCUGGCAGUACCAACUUGUCAACUUUCUUCAUGAGCAGUUUGCAAGAUACUUGAAUGAGGAAAGCUGUGUCGUGUACUUCACAGAUGGAACCAAAAGGCAAAUUUCCAAUGCGGAGAAUGCUCUUGAGCCAUGCGCUCGGGCAGAAGUGGAAUCUGCUAGGGCUGCGGACGAGCCACAAAAAAUUCACUUCUUCGUUGGAACAAUCGACAGUGAAGUGUCCAGAACCAUUGCGCAAUUCAUUGGGCUACCAAGUGAUCGUCCUGCUGUUACAAUAAUCGACUGUCCUCUUCGGACUUGGUAUUAUUACAACGGAAGCCUUGAUGCGCGAGGUAUGGAUCUGUUUGUUGCCAACUAUCGAGCUGGAAAGCUAGACAAGCAUGACAUCAAGCAACCGACUGGUAGCGACAGCAUCACACCGCCCCGAUGAUUUGCAACAUGGGUGACACGUGAGCGACAGCACAAUGCAAGCAUAUCAUGUUGUAGUCUGAGGUACGUGUGUGCCCUCACUUAUUCCGAUGUACGCCUGGCACCGUUUGUACCCCUGGGAAAUCCCCUAUUCUCUGCUUUAUGCGGAAUGAGGCGGCUUGAUCUGCUUCACAAGGUCUAUCUUCUUCCAUGAACUGGUCAAAUUACUCGAUUACUCCCUUCGACAGAUGUAGAUUACUGAAAUUAGUGCUAUAGAAAACGUAGAGAAACUUUCCAGAAUAUAGUCUCAAGCAUAAAAUCAUAUCACCUGCUUUGUAUCGUAUCUACAACAGAUUUUUACCAGUUUCGCACGAAAAUAUCAAUGGUCAUGCUUUCAACUGCUGUAUAUGCCUCCCUGCUUUGGUUCAAGGUAGCCGCCUCACAUUAUUGAUUCAGCAAUAGCUUCUGAUCUACCAGUUCCAUUUUAGAUGGAUAAGAGCAGUUAACAUAUUGUUAACGGCGUAGUUCCUUCAGUGUUGUAAACCAUACUACAGUGUAUGCACUAAAACUCGACCUUCCGAGAAUGAAGAGCAAAGUCCUGUCAUUA